Molecule: messenger RNA, 2418 nt
Organism: Brassica napus (rape)
Lineage: Eukaryota; Viridiplantae; Streptophyta; Magnoliopsida; Brassicales; Brassicaceae
Product: cell division control protein 6 homolog B
Exons: 16
Coding region: 802-2202 (466 amino acids)
Biological process (GO): DNA replication initiation; mitotic DNA replication checkpoint signaling; cell division
Cellular component (GO): nucleus
Molecular function (GO): ATP hydrolysis activity; DNA replication origin binding
Source: RefSeq, a predicted model, not a curated record
UCAGCUGAUCAGGAAAACAGCUAAUUAAAUAUAGUUGAUCACAUUUUGUUAAAAACAAGUAAUAGACAUGUUUGGUGCAUUUUAUUGAAAAUCAUCAGCACGAAAGACUAUAUUAUUGGGAAUGUUAAUUAGAGUAACUAAGAGAUAUAUGCGAAUACACAUGUUGGAUGCCAAAUUGCCAACUAAUUAUAUAUUUAAUGGUGGAAGAGUUUUAGUUAGGAGAAGCAAGGCUUUGUUUAGGUAAAUGGUGCAUAAAGGUGUGUGUGUAUAGUUUCAGCACUAGGGAGUAUAUGAUCUUUUCUUUGUGAGUGAGUAUACAUAAAGGCAGAAGUAAUCAUCAUGUAGUAUACGUAAAUGACUGAACUAUGUACUAAUUGUAGUUACCCAUUUCAGAUUCAGAACCAUCCAUCAUGGUUUGAAUCGAGACACAAAAAAUUGAAUAUAGCCAAGAAGCCAAAAUGGAAAAAAAGAUGAAUCAAUUGUUUAUGAAAAAGAACAUUAACAAGGCGGUGGUGUCUAGCUAGUGGCUUAGCCCAUAAAACUUGACGUUAGUUUAUAAUGGUAUUUGAUAAAAUGACUGGGCCGAACAUGGGCCCAAAUAAAAAAUGCGUCGAAGCUGGGAGAAUUUCAAAACGGCAUGAGAACAAGAGCGCGGGAUGCGAAAAUCUUCGCGGUUAACGUUUUUCCUCCACUAAAAAAAGUUUAAUCACACAUCCAAAAGAAUGAUUCCUCGUAGUACGAUUGGAUCCAAACCAUUCCUCUUGCCACUUUCGCUUCGACCUCGCCUUUUUUCACCUAACGAUGCCUACCAUCGCCGGAUCGGAGAAAUCGGAGGAAGUCAGUCUCUUGUCUGAGGAUACAAUCUCUACGCCGAAGAAACUGAAAUCUCGUCAGCGAAUUGCUGUUUCCAAUCUCAGAACGCCAGAUAAGGAAGUUAAGCAAGACUCUCAUGAAAACUUGGCAGUGGAUAGCUUAUCCGAUUGUUUAGGCUCUGAAUCUAGAGACGAGGAUCAAAUGAGAGCUGUGAAGGAGGCACUGCAUGUAUCGAAAGCACCAUCGACAAUUGUUUGCCGUGAGGAUGAGCAUAGACGGGUGUUCGAAUUUGUUAAAGGUUGCUUAGAUCAGCAGAAGGCUGGGAGUUUGUACAUUUGCGGUUGUCCUGGAACUGGAAAAUCACUCUCCAUAGAGAAAGUCGUAAAACAAGUUGGUGAUUGGUCAAAGCAGGCCUGUUUGCCACCUGUGGACACAUUGUCUGUGAACUGCACGUCGCUGACAAAAACAGCAGAUAUAUUCAGCAAGAUACUUGAAAUAGUAGAGCCCGUGAAGGAAGAUAACUGCUACUCUUCACCUCUACAUCGUCUUCAGAGUUUGUUUUCUCAAAAGCAAGACUCCAGCUCAAGAAUGAUGUUAAUAAUUGCAGAUGAGAUGGAUUUCUUGAUCACAAAAGACAGAGGAGUCCUGCAUGAUCUUUUUAUGCUUACGAUUUUUCCAUUUUCAACGUGUAUACUUAUAGGUGUAGCUAAUGCAAUAGACCUUGCAGAUCGUUUCCUUCCGAAAUUGAAGUCCCUUAAUUGCAAACCUAUGGUUAUAACUUUCCCUGCUUAUUCUAAAGAUCAGAUCCUUAGGAUACUACAGGAAAGGCUAAUGGUUCUUCCAUAUGUUGCAUUUCAAUCAAACGCCUUGGAGCUCUGUGCAAGAAAAGUUGCGGCUGCGUCAGGUGACAUGCGAAAGGCUUUAUCUGUCUGCAGAAGUGCUAUAGAAAUCUUAGAAAUAGACAUAAGAGGAUCACCUGGCCCAGAAUCACAAGGUCCAACUCCAGAUAAUCCAGUGGUGAGGAUGGAUCAUAUGGCUGCUGCAUUAUCUAAGACGUUUAAGUCUCCUGUAGUUGACACUAUUCAGACUCUUCCUCAACACCAACAAAUCAUAAUAUGUUCUGCUGCAAAGGCUUUUCGAGGGAGUAAAAAGGAUGCAACCAUUGGAGAGCUUAAUAAAUUAUAUCUAGAAAUCUGUAAGUCUCGGGUGAUCUCUCCAGCUGGAAUUACAGAGUUCACUAACAUGUGUACGGUGCUAAAUGAUCAGGGGAUUCUAAAAUUCGGCCAAGCACGUGGAAACAAGCUAAAGAGAGUUAGUCUGAGAGUAGACGAAUCGGACAUUACAUUUGCUCUACAGGGAGUACGAUUCUUUAGGAACUGUCUUCUGUGAGAAGAACUUCAUCCCUACAAUGGAAAACAUCUUGUGCAAAGAAUAGCCGGGCUAAGCUGUGAACAUGGAUAGGAUACUUUUAUUAGAAUAUUUCAAUGUAUUUGCUUACACUUGCUAAUUGGAUAGCCGUGGAUAGGAGUGUAUUAGGGCAAUCAUUUGCUUACACUUGGUGUUCACUUCCUCUCCUCUCACUGUGGCAGAGAACGAUUAACUAAA